AUGACUGGUCCUGCUGGCGGAUCCAGUGUGUCACAGGCCUGUGCCGCAUGCAAGCACCAACGUAGAAAAUGUGCACCUGAAUGUGUAUUGGCUCCGUUUUUUCCUCCGCAUCGACAAGCGGAGUUUCUAAAUGUUCACAAACUGUUCGGUGUUCGGAAUAUUAUGAACACCGUUAAGAAAGUCGAAAUGAGUCGUCGUGGAGAUGCGGUUAGGUCUAUGGUUCAUGAAGCGUAUUUCCGAGCGGUGGAUCCGGCUGGCGGAGCGUAUCGAAUACUUAGUCAUCUUCAACACAGGUAUAAUCAUAUGAAGGCAGAAUUAGAUUUAGUCCGCCAACAACUUGCUAUAUUUCGGUCGGUUCAAAUAGAUGGUAUCGGUAGUGAACAUAUGCAACAUCCUCCUCUUAAUUAUUCCAAUUUCGGUCGAAAAGAAUCUGCAGAAGCAAUCAAUCAAACAGAUGAUAUUACGAGUCCUCGUAUUAAUAUUUUACGUGGUGAUAUUAUUAAGAAGGAAGGAUCAUCUUCAAACCGGGAUAAGAAAACAAUGCGGCUUGAAAAGAAAGGAUCGGCUUCGAAUUUGGAUAAUGGAACAUUUGAAUCGGCACCGUAUGACGGUAACGGUAAUACUAAGAUCGAUAACAUCGACGAAAAUCAUUCAUCAUCUCGUAGUCACGAAAACGAAACGAAUAGCCUGGAAGAUGUAAAGCUAAAUGUUCGAGAUUGA
This is a messenger RNA of Daucus carota subsp. sativus, 720 nucleotides long. RefSeq names its product LOB domain-containing protein 7. The transcript has a single exon. The record is from RefSeq and is a predicted model, not a curated record. NCBI's taxonomy places the organism in Eukaryota, Viridiplantae, Streptophyta, Magnoliopsida, Apiales, Apiaceae. Bases 1 to 720 code for a protein of 239 amino acids.